CAGAAUGGCACAGAACGGAACCCCAGAGAACGGAGUGGCUGAAGAUAUCCCAGCUUUACCUGCCCCUGUCACAGCUCAGGAGAUCAGACACACUAAGAUCUUUAUCGGCAAUGAAUGGCACUCAUCUAGCAGUGGAAGGACUUUUCCAACUUUCAACCCGGCGACAGGUGUCAAAAUAUGCGAUGUGGAAGAAGCAGACAAGACAGAUGUGGACAAGGCAGUGCAGGCGGCCAAGGCGGCCCAGCAGAGGAGCUCUCCGUGGCGGAGGAUGGAUGCGUCCAGCCGGGGGAGGCUGCUGCACGCACUGGCCGACCUGAUGGAGAGGGACCGGCGGCUGCUGGCGGUGAUUAAAAUCAAGCCCUCUUUAUUCGCCUCACACAUGCACAU
Notothenia coriiceps (black rockcod) is the source of this 387-nucleotide messenger RNA. RefSeq names its product aldehyde dehydrogenase family 1 member A3-like. The transcript is spliced from 3 exons. Lineage: Eukaryota; Metazoa; Chordata; Actinopteri; Perciformes; Nototheniidae. The record is from RefSeq and is a predicted model, not a curated record. The annotation marks the transcript as partial. Gene Ontology annotation, molecular function: oxidoreductase activity.